Molecule: messenger RNA, 4184 nt
Organism: Cottoperca gobio
Lineage: Eukaryota; Metazoa; Chordata; Actinopteri; Perciformes; Bovichtidae
Gene: impdh1b
Product: IMP (inosine 5'-monophosphate) dehydrogenase 1b
Exons: 16
Coding region: 180-2027 (615 amino acids)
Biological process (GO): GTP biosynthetic process
Cellular component (GO): cytoplasm
Molecular function (GO): IMP dehydrogenase activity
Source: RefSeq, a predicted model, not a curated record
UCAUUCGAUCUAAACUUGGGGAAUGAAGUUCACAUGAAAUCAGGGUGGCAAGAAGUCUUCUGUUGUGACACAAAUGUAACCAUCAGCUGUUGGAUCUUUUCUCUGACUUUUUUUUCAAUUUUGUUCAAAAGCAAGCAAAAAGGGGGACACCGGAUUCAGAGACUGACCUUGGACGGACGAUGGAAGGGUAUGGUUAUGAGCACUUUGGUGCAGAUGGAGAAAGGGAGAGCCAGAAGGUGGAUUAUCGGAGAAUUGUAGGAGACACUCAGCCCCCACGGAGCAACGUUUCAUCCCAGGAAGGUGAACAGUGUGUCCGGCAAACCUCACAUGGACAUGGACAUGAAACUGCAGCCCAGCGUUACAGUGCCACACGCAUCCAGGCCGGUCUAGGCCCAGAGAGCAUGGCGGAUUACUUGAUCAGCGGUGGUACAGGCUACGUCCCUGAAGAUGGACUCUCCGCUCAGCAGCUCUUCUCGAUUGGAGAUGGACUUACAUACAACAGAUCUGACCAACAGUGCGUUGUCUCCGAUGGUCAUACGGCUGAAGAGCUAUGCUCUAAAGGAGAUGGGUUGACUUACAAUGACUUCCUGAUAUUACCUGGCUUCAUUGACUUUACCUCAGACGACGUGGACCUGACAUCAGCGCUGACCAGGAAGAUCACACUGAAGACGCCGCUCAUCUCCUCCCCCAUGGACACUGUUACAGAGUCAGCUAUGGCAAUUGCUAUGGCGCUAAUGGGAGGCAUUGGCAUCAUUCACCACAACUGCACACCAGAAUUCCAAGCCAAUGAGGUCCGCAAGGUUAAGAGGUUUGAGCAGGGCUUCAUCACAGACCCAGUUGUGAUGAGUCCGCGCCACACAGUCGGGGAUGUGUUUGAGGCCAAAGUAAGACAUGGCUUCUCCGGCAUUCCCGUCACGGAGACGGGCAAAAUGGGCAGCAAACUGGUGGGCAUCGUCACCUCCCGAGAUAUCGACUUCCUUUCUGAGAAAGACCACGGCAAGUCUCUGGAGGAGGCCAUGACGAAGAGGGAGGAGUUGGUAGUGGCUCCAGCCGGUGUUACACUUAAAGAAGCCAAUGAUAUUCUGCAGCGCAGUAAAAAAGGCAAGCUUCCCAUUGUAAAUAAUAACGACGAGCUGGUGGCCAUCAUUGCCAGGACUGAUCUGAAGAAGAACCGGGACUACCCACUGGCCUCCAAAGACUCGCGCAAACAGCUGCUGUGCGGCGCCGCCAUCGGCACCAGGGAGGACGACAAAUACAGACUGGACCUGUUGGUGCAGGCGGGAGUGGAUGUCGUUGUACUGGACUCUUCACAAGGCAACUCGGUGUAUCAAAUCAACAUGAUAAAUUAUAUUAAACAGAAGCAUCCAGAAUUGCAAGUGGUGGGAGGAAACGUGGUUACAGCGGCACAGGCCAAGAAUCUGAUCGACGCCGGUGUCGACGCUCUGAGAGUCGGCAUGGGCUGCGGCUCCAUCUGCAUCACACAGGAAGUCAUGGCAUGUGGGCGGCCCCAGGGGACCUCGGUGUACAAGGUAGCAGAGUACGCCAGGCGCUUCGGCGUGCCAGUCAUCGCUGACGGCGGCAUUCAGACUGUGGGCCAUGUGGUGAAGGCUCUGUCUCUUGGCGCAUCGACCGUUAUGAUGGGCUCGUUGCUAGCGGCAACCACCGAGGCUCCAGGGGAGUACUUCUUCUCAGACGGCGUGCGGCUGAAAAAGUACCGCGGCAUGGGCUCCCUGGACGCCAUGGAGAAGAGCACCAGCAGCCAGAAACGCUAUUUCAGUGAGGGCGACAAUGUGAAGGUAGCCCAGGGUGUGUCAGGCUCAGUCCAGGACAAAGGCUCCAUCCACAAGUUUGUACCUUACCUGAUCGCUGGUAUCCAGCAUGGCUGCCAGGACAUCGGGGCCAAGAGUCUUUCUGUUCUCCGUUCCAUGAUGUACUCUGGGGAGCUGAAGUUUGAAAAGAGGACCAUGUCUGCACAGGUGGAGGGAGGAGUGCAUGGACUCCACUCUUACGAGAAGCGGCUUUACUGAGCGGGGGGAUGGAGUGCAGAACAUCGGUGCACGUGACACGCCCAAUCUAACAGUGACCAAAUGUUAAACCGCCACUUCUGCUAAAAAUACGCACCGCCCACUACACUCUCUCUGCCCCUGUCCUCGUCGUAUCCACCGUUACUCUCUCUCCCUCUCUCUCCCUCUCUCUCUCUGAUCCCAGCAAACGGUUAUUGGGGGGGGGGGGGGGGGAAAGAGGCGUAAUAGCGAACUGAGAAUCUUCAAACUGACACCAGACACUCUGAACACCUGGGAUUUUGCUAUCAAGAAGUGGCGCAUCUGGGUUUUUGGUAUGCAGCCGAUCCCGAUUUUAAGCAUGUAUGUUGACGGUAGUGAGAAUGAACUGCGUGCGUGUUUGGUGACAUUACGGUGCGUCUGGCAGCGUGAGUAUAGCUUAACUUGUGUCUUGGGGACAAAGAAAGUGAAGGUGCACUGUGUUUCUUUGUCCCGUUAAUAUUAGUGAGUCUAAACACAGCCAUGGUGCAAAUCACAUCAGCAUCUUAUCUGGCUUUUUUUUUGGGAUCCACGCUUACCAGCACGCUCGCAUCCCAGCACUUAAACACACGAGUGCGUGCAAGAAACGAGACGACACACUUUCUACGUUGCGGUGUGUCGGUGCAUCAUGGCAAUCUUACUUCUUUUUAUUUUAUGUGCAUUUUUAAGUCAUCACAGGUAUGAGCUACUUAAUGAACAGUAGCCACUUAUAUUCAGCGCAUAUUGUUUACUUCCUGUAUUGUGGAUCCCGAGGUACGAGACCUUAGCUGCGACGCUUAUCCUGUAGACUUCAUGUCCAGUGUCCCCCCCUACAAUCAAUAGCCAGAACCCAACCAACAGUGGACAUUAAUUUUCCCUUCAACGACCUCUUGACAAUUAAUCAGUGUCCCAUCUCAGUAUCAUAUCGUUCAUAUGUUGAGCAUGGAAGGGACCAACGAGCUGAAGAUCAGGUAUGUUUGAAAGAAAGAAGACAAAAAAACCCCCGAAAAAGUCAAUCAAGAGUUCGCAAUGAGGAGAAAAGACUUUCUCUGCCCUUAAUUUGAAUACUUUUAGAUAAAGCAAACUUUAUAUUAUAAACCUGUAUAGUCAUGGGGGGCUUUGAAUUGAGCAUGAAAUGUUUUUUGAUAUGCACGUUUGUUUUUUCACUAAGCCAAACAUGGCUGUAUUUAUAUUCUGCUUUAUUGCAUACAUACUGCCAAGUGUCUUUUCUUUACAGUUCCUCUGACACUUUUCUUUUGUAAAUUCAAAAAACCAAAAUUGGCGCAAGAAGUCGCUCGUUACCUUGUCAAUUGUUCAUUCCUACGUUCUCACAGUGUGGCAUAGGUUCUCUGUGACGCGGAUAUUUUAUUUCUGAUUUAUUUGUUUCUUUUUUACCGGAGAUAUGCCUUGAAACGGGGAUGAAUAAAGGCUGCACGACAAGCUCAGUGAAAAAAGCUUAAUGCUCCACACCCUCUCGCCUCUUUUUCUUACUUUGAAACGGCGUCGCCGUGUUCGUUAUCAUUCAGCUUAUGUAGGAGUAGGCCUUUCUAACAUUUUCAUACUGGAUGUCCUAUUUUAAAAACUUAUUUUUCUUUCUUUUUUUUUUUUAAUAAAAUGUCCCAGAUUGUAAGAGUUUAGUCGCUUUCUCUAACGUACUAAUGUAAUUUACCCUGCCCAGGGUUCACGUGACUAACUAAAGCUUUGCAAUUAGACUAAAUUGCAAAAAUAAAUGUACAUGAAAAUAUAUGGAGAAAUGUAUACGUAUAUCCAGUUGGAAAUGACUGCUGCUUGUUUUCAGUUUCCCGUUUCCCCAUCUAAAGAAUUAGUUCAGGUUUUUUUAAAUGUCUUAUUUGUAAAGUACUGAGUCCUGUUUGUCCAUCUAAAAAGCCAAGUGUUAGUUUUUUUUUUUUUUUUUUUUUUUUUUAAUAAUAAGUGUUGCACUUAUGUAUGAUUUUCAGCUGCAGUGUAUUUGCAAAGAAGCUACAGUUGCCAGAACGUUUGUGGUAGCUUCUGCAACCAACCCCCAAAACGAUGAGCAAGGACUUUUUAGAUGGACGGAAAAGACUGUAUUCAAUAAAUCAUCAAGGGUUUCUGAGGAAUAUCACUUCAGAACAAGAAAGUUGCUGUUUUCAAUAUGGUAAAAAAGAAUAAAUAAAUCAAACUGUG